Messenger RNA from Dovyalis caffra, 552 nucleotides. NCBI's taxonomy places the organism in Eukaryota, Viridiplantae, Streptophyta, Magnoliopsida, Malpighiales, Salicaceae. The record is from the annotation of a GenBank genome assembly.
AUGAUUGCUCUUGGUUCAAGUUACCCAUACGGAUCAACUUCAAGCUCUAGCAGACUACAAGCUUACUCUCUAAUGCAGACACCAUUUGAACAACCUCAACCUUUACUUACUCUACAAAAUCAAGACAUUUCUCAGUACACUCAAGAUUCCUCAUUUCACCAAAAUUAUCUUCAAACACAGCUUCAUUUACACCAGCAAUCUACAGGGACUAGUUUCCUGCAUCAUAACAACCAAUCAAGCCAAAACCCUCAGUAUUACAACAGUUAUAUCCAAAACAAUCCAGCUUUGCUUCAUGGAUUGUGGAACAUGGGUUCUUCAUCAUCUGUAAUGGAGAAUAAUGGCAGCUCCAGUGGGAGUUAUGGUACCGGAGGCUUUCUAGGAAAUGGGCUGGGAAUGGCUUCCACUUCUACAGGGUCUAAUGCAGUUGGAUCAGCUGAGGAACUUGCACUUGUUAAGGUUGAUUAUGACAUGCCAUCUGCUGGCUAUGGAACUUGGUCAGGGGAAUCAGUUCAGGGAUCCAACCCAGGUGUUUUUACAAUGUGGAAUGAGUGA